UGGGCUGGCGGCGGCCGCAGCUGGCUGGAGCCCGCGGUGACGUCACCGGCCGGGUCACGUGCCCCGCCCCCUCCUGCCCCUCCUUCUCGCGCCGCGUUCGGAGCUCCGGGUCCGGCCGCCGCCUCUCGAAGCUCUGGGCAGAGGAGCAGAGCGAGGGCUGUAGGGCGAGCAGGCAAGCGGGUACGAACCGGGCCUGAGCCGGAGCGGUCGGGGAGCCGGAGGCAGUCGCGCGGCGGCCGGGUGACGCGGCCGAGGUUCCUGCAAACUUGGGUGCGCGCUCGCGCCACAGCGCCCGCGGCCGGAGCGAUGAAGAUGGUCGCCCCCUGGACGCGGUUCUACUCCAACAGCUGCUGCCUGUGCUGCCAUGUCCGCACCGGCACCAUCCUGCUCGGCGUCUGGAACCUGAUCAUCAAUGCUGUGGUACUGUUGAUUCUAUUGAGUGCCCUGGCUGACCCCGAUCAGUAUCACUUUCCAAGUUCUGAACUAGGAGGUGACUUUGAGUUCAUGGAUGAUGCCAACAUGUGCAUUGCUAUUGCAAUUUCUCUUCUCAUGAUCCUGAUCUGUGCAAUGGCUACUUACGGAGCAUACAAGCCUCCUAAUUUUCCCUACAAAGAUGAUAUCAUGUCGGUGAAUCCUACCUGUUUGGUCCUUAUUAUUCUUCUGUGUGUCAGCAUUAUCUUGACCUUUAAGGGUUACUUGAUUAGCUGUGUUUGGAACUGCUACCGAUACAUCAAUGGCAGGAACUCCUCCGAUGUCCUGGUUUAUGUUACCAGCAAUGACACUACGGUGCUGUUACCUCCAUAUGAUGAUGCCACUGUGAAUGGUGCUGCCAAGGAGCCGCCACCACCUUAUGUGUCUGCCUAAGCCAAAAAGUGGGGCGGAGCUGAGAGCAUGAGCUUGACUUGCCAGACAUCAGAGCAAUAUUUCUUUAAUUUCUCCUCUGAGAUGAGCUCUCUGCGUUUAUUUGUUGCUGAAAUGCUACAGUUUAAAAUUUUAGAUAUUAAAUUGAAAUCCUCUGUAGUGUUAAUCAUAUAUUUUAGCUAGAGCACUGUGAUAGAUUAACUGUAGAGUUCUUUCUGUAGGGGUGGGUGCAGCGGGCUUCCCUAGUCUUCCCUGUACUUCCCUGGGCGCCGAAAUUGCCCCCAAACCUGAUGAACCUGAGUCAGACUGGCUUUUACCUACUAGGUCCCAAACUUGGGGAAUUAGUCACAUCUUUUUUCUCUCUGUUUCCUCUGUCUCUUUUAAGUGUAAAAUAAAAUUUAAAAUUAGACAAUACUUUUCUUAAGCCAUCUCAGUGUGUAGAAGAAACCUUUAUGAGAACAGGAAUGUUAAUUGUGGAAAUCACUGCUCUAAUUAGGUAAAUAGGAGUACAUAUAUAUGUAUAAAUAAAACAGGAAUUUCCUUAA
Messenger RNA from Hipposideros armiger (great roundleaf bat), 1406 nucleotides. It is a transcript of the gene LAPTM4B, whose product is annotated as lysosomal protein transmembrane 4 beta. NCBI's taxonomy places the organism in Eukaryota, Metazoa, Chordata, Mammalia, Chiroptera, Hipposideridae. The record is from RefSeq and is a predicted model, not a curated record. Gene Ontology annotation, cellular component: lysosomal membrane.